Balaenoptera musculus (blue whale) is the source of this 2762-nucleotide messenger RNA. RefSeq names its product sperm acrosome associated 9 (gene SPACA9). Bases 1336 to 2028 code for a protein of 230 amino acids. The transcript has 3 exons. The record is from RefSeq and is a predicted model, not a curated record. NCBI's taxonomy places the organism in Eukaryota, Metazoa, Chordata, Mammalia, Artiodactyla, Balaenopteridae. Gene Ontology annotation, cellular component: sperm flagellum; acrosomal vesicle; ciliary base.
CUCCCUCAUUCCGGUCCUGCUGUGUGAGGAUGCUGAGGGAGACCCAGCAGAAAGCAAGCCUCCUCUCCACCUGCGACCUGGCAGGAAGCCUGGAUGUGUUCUCCGCCCCCCCGCCCACCCCAGUGUUCUGGCCCCUUCCACUUGCAGCAUCCCACUGGGGCCCUACCUCAGUGCAGCCUCCUCUGACUGAGGCGGGGCACGUCCAAGCCUGGGCUCCAUGUGUGCCAGGGCCUCGUGGUGCAGGGACAGCCGGCUGUGACACCUUCAAGGAUGCUGGUUAGACAUCAGGAAACCCAGGACCUAGUGCGUCUCUGGCACACGCUUGCUGUGACCCCCUGGGCCUCAGUUUCCCCCGGAAGUUAAGGGGAGUUGAUCUGCUGAGCUUCCAGCCCUAACAUUCCAUAAAUCCGUGACCUGGAGCGUUUUCCAUGUGCUCAGCAGAACUGUGAUGUUGUGGAGGGCAGAACUCACUGCCUCUUUCUGCUCAGAGGAGAUUGUGGACACGUCGUGGACCUCCUGGAUGACACUGGGACAGUUUGUGAGGCACCAAAAGACAGUACUCCCCGCAGCGUCAACUCUUCCAAUCAGGGUCAUCCCUGCAAACUCCCCAGGAGGCAGGGAGGGGGCACCAGCGGCCAACCCCGCCCUGGGGAUGGGAGGACCUCAACUCAGGGCUCCUGCCCCAAGCACAGAGUAGGGAAACGGCAUGUCCUCAGACUCGACUAGAAGGGUCUCAGUGCCGACCCUUCCCCUGCUUAGCCUGGAAGGAAUCCUUAGACUUUUCCACCAGCUGCAGAGUGGCAGAUGUUUUAAAACAAUUUGGUCCCAACUGAUAAAAUCACAGAUUUUACAUGCUGUGACACAUUUCUCCAUCCUGGCCUUUGCUGACACCACAGGGAGGUGCUGGAGGCCGUGUGUGUGUGUGUGUGUGUGUGUGUGUGAGAGAGAGAGAGAGAGACACCCACAAUCUGGAGAAACUGAGGCCCGGAGAAACUCAUGUCUACAGCUGAGGGAAGGAAGUCUUGUUUCACAGCAAAGAACGUGUCCCUGGAGGGUAAAUAGGCUUGGGUCGGGCUUGGCUCCGUCGCGGACAGCCUGCCGGGUUCUUGAGCAAGUGCACAGCCUCCUAGGGCCUCGUUUCCUUCUCUGCAAAAUAGGGAUGAAAAUCGUCCCUGCUCCCCAGGGUUGCGGGGAGCUGCUCAGCCCCAUGCGCCGCUGAGAGGGGCCGUGGGCAUCCCACAACCCCCGAACUGGAUCCGCGGGUCUGGCCCUGGGAGCUCAAGACUCUCCUCUUCCUCGCACAGACUCCUUCUCGCCUGUGAAUGAGCAGACAGGAUGAUGAAUGAGGUGAAAGAAUCCCUUCGAAGUGUGGAGCAGAAGUACUGGCUCUUCCAGCAGCAGCAGUUCACCUUCAUCGCUGCCCUGGAGCACUGCAGGGAGAAUGCCCACGACAAGAUCCGGCCCGUCUCCAGCAUCGGGCAGGUGCAGAGCUACACGGAGCACCACUGCGGCAACUCCACAGACCGGCGUGUCCUGCUCAUGUUCCUGGACAUCUGCACAGAGCUCGGCAAGCUGUGCCAGCACUUCGAGGCCCUGCACUCGGGCACCCCCGUCACCAACGACCUCCUCGAGAAGUGCAAGACCCUCGUUAGCCAAAGCAACGACUUAAGCAGCCUGCGAGCAAAGUACCCUCACGACAUGGUGAACCACCUCAGCUGCCACGAGGCCGGGAACCACUAUGGAGGCGUGGUCAGCCUCAUCCCCACUGUCCUAGACUUGAUGAAAGAAUGGGUCGCCCACUCGGAGAAGCUGCCCCGCGAAGCGCGGCAGCGCGUGAGUGAGCCCCAGGCAGCCACCAGGGCAGCCGCUCGUGCUCCCCAGGCCACAGGCACCCAGCCUCGGGUAAGAAAAGACAAGUGUGGGCAACCGACACAAGACAGCCUCAAACCUAGGGGGAAAAACAAAGAAUGUUCAAAACCACCCUGGAGACCACCUGGUGGGAAACUAACUCAGCCGGUGACCUGCUAGAUCCCAAUCCCAUCCUGUCCCAUCCCGUCCCGUGGGGCACUUUGCUACUAAGCUUGGUUUCCACUAGUUGAUCCAUUUUCACCGGUGCCCACAGUCUUUGCCCCUUAUUAACCCCCAAGGGGACCGCCCCAUGUAUGUCUGAGAACCUCUCUCCCUCUCGUGCUUUAACUUCUAACUUUUCCUCGCCUCCGAGCGUCAGGCUCCGUGCUGAUGAAGAGGGCCGUCACUUAGUGUUGCUGGUAGAGGGUGUCCCGGGGAGGCUGGGAAAGGGCUAGGGCACCGACUGUGCCGCCCAGGCCCAGCUUUCCCAGCUGAGCCGCUCAGCUGGAGGCGGCCGCUCAGCUCCCUUCCCGCCGCGGCGGCAGCCAUGGGCGAGACGCCACUCUCUGCAAGACAGAGCUGCUCCCGCCUCCCGGGGUGCUGAGGGCAGCUCGCUGCACUGCUCAGUGUGAUCAGGUCUCUGCACCAAAGCCCAAGGGGGAACGAACCCGCCUUGCCUCUCCUUUACUUGGGAGGGAGGCUGAGAGAAGCCGGAAGAAUUGACUUUGCGGCUCCCGUCCGCGGACAGUUACCUGGUUUCUACAACAUAAUUGAGGCCCAGACGUUGUAAAAUGCGUCACUGGCUUCCGAGCUUGCCAGAAGUAUUGUCUGACUGUUGGUUUUUGCCUUCACAGGGGGCGACUUAGCUUCUGUAUUCUUGCUUCCUCGGGGGCGAUGGUCAAGAAUAAAAAGUG